GGUUGAUGAAGUAAAAUCGAAUUUAAUCCGGUAACGUAAUUCAUCCAGAUUGGUCAGGGAACGUCAGUUUCUGGUAGGUUGGGUUAGUUUAUUUUAAUAGUUACCCUCCUGUGUUUGAUCAUUAACUUUCUCGGAAUAAAAAUGAGCCAAACACAAAUAUAAUUCCACAUUGCUCUACUCUACGAACUGUUGCUGCUGCUCAGCAGUAGUUGGCUGCUUUAUUUGACUUAGUUUUUCAACGUUUAUCCGAGGGUGGAGUCAGGAGCAGCCCGAGGAACACACACACACCUAGAAGACAAACAGAAGUUGGCUUCGGUUUGAAUGAUUAUGGUCAUUGAGAACAGCUGAUCAUCUCAGCUCCUGCUGCCGGACCAUGGACCUGAAGACCCUCCUCCACCAGGACCUGGGCCAAUCGGAGACUCCCGAUUAACGACCCAGACCAAACACUCAUCGUCAUCGUGGGCCAGUUUAGGUGGAAACAACUUUUAACUUUUAUUGUACUUGUAUAUGUUUCUUCCUAAACCGCCGUCGACCAUGGACCGACCGAGUCUCAUGCGACUCUUCUCCGCCUGCGACGUGAACAAAGGUGAGUUCUUCUGUGGUGGAACUGACUGUCGGUUCGGUUCUUCUGCGGUGGUACUGACUCUCGGUGUUCUUCUGUGCAGUCUGAGGGAGCAGCUGGCCGAUCUGUACCAGACCAUUCACUCCAGCGCCAACGUGUCUCUGCUGCAGGAGUACGAGAAAACCAUCUACGCUCUCAUCAACCACAGCCUGGACUACAGACUGGAGUGUGAGCAGCUGGAGACCAGUCUGAAAAGAGCUGAGGAAAUGAACAGCAGUCACCUGGCAGAGCUGGAGGACGACAUCCAGAAACAGCUGGUCAGAACUGAGGGCAGGGUGAGAGAAGAGGAGAGAAGGAAGAUGGAAGACGUCGUGGCCUCGAUGCAGAGGAAACACAGGAAUGAAGUGUCAGAGCUGCAGGCCACAGUGGACAGACUGGUCAAGAGUCAGAAGGAAUCGGAAUAUAUGGAGUCGAGGGAGGAGGUGAUGAGACUGAGCCGACAGAUCAGUCAUCUCUCACUGGAGAACGAGCAGCUCCGUUCGUCUCUGCUCCAGGCUCACACUGACAUGGCCGUCCUCCACUCAGAGCUGGACAAACUGAAGAACAUGUACGCAGACCAGAAGGCCCAGCAUGAACGGGAAACCGAACAUUUGAAGAUGAUGGUGAUGGAAUAUCAGUCGUACUCCAGUCAGAUCCAGACUCUACAGGAAACAAACAGAGUUCUCUACGACAUGUGUGUGUGUGUUCACAGAUCAGACCCAGACGACAGCAAAACCUCCUUCACAGACGUAGCCUCCUGGGCUGACAAAUAUCUGGACAGUGGCGUCUGCGUCCACAUGGGGGCAGCAGAGAUGUCAGUCAGUGAUUAUGACAGUGACCACAGCAGAGAAUCAGUGACUGUUCUCAACAGUUACUCCAGUCUUCAUUCCGAAGCGGAGAUCUCAGAUAUUAAAUCAGAAGCCGCGGCGUCUGUGGCUCCCAGCACGACCAGCUCCGUGGCUUCAUCGCUGAGAAGACGGUUGUCUGUGUUUUCAUCCAAGCCUGUGGAAGCAGACGUAGACGAGUCCAGUGGUCCUGCUCCCAUGUAUCGUCUAGUUCUGGCUGGAGACGCCGGAGCAGGAAAGUCCAGCUUCAUGCUGAGACUGACGCUGAACGAGUUUAAAGGAGACAUUCAGACCACACUGGGAGUUGAUUUCCAGAUAAAGCGGAUGGUGGUAGAGGGACAGAAGACGAGUCUGCAGAUAUGGGACACAGCUGGACAGGAAAGGUUUCGCAGUAUUGCCAGGUCAUAUUUCCGUAAAGCUCACGGCGUCCUGCUGCUGUAUGACGUUACCUCAGAGAGCAGCUUCCUCAACGUCAGAGAGUGGGUGGAUCAGAUCCAGGAUUCCACAGAGGAGACGAUUCCCAUGUGUGUUAUUGGGAAUAAAGUGGACCUGAGAGACGAGUGCCGCGAGGACAGGUGUGUCAGCACCGCAGAAGGAGAGAAGCUAGCCAAAGCGUACGGAGCUUUGUUCUGUGAAACCAGCGCCAAGAACGGAACCAAUGUGGUGGAAGCUGUUCUUCAUCUGGCCAGAGAAGUAAAGAAAAACAUCAAACAAGGACAACGAUUGGAAUCUGACGUCAAACUGAGUCCGUCCAAUCCCAAGAAGACGUUCAACAACUGCUGUGGCCGGUAGAGACAUCUAGAUUUUUAUGUUAUGUAUAUAGACAAAUACUAGGGAUGUCCGAUAAUAUAGGCUGACCGAUAUUAGCAUAAUUAUAUAAUAUCUGUAAGAAUUAUCGGUUUUCCCGAUAAUUUUUUUAAUGAAAACUAACACAAUGUCUGGGUUUCACCAAAUGACGUGUGCCCUAAUUUUAAUUUGGGGGAUAAACAGCAGUAUAUGAAAGUGAAAGCCACUAGAUGGCAGCAAUGCAGCUCAUUUAAAUAAUCUCAUACAGUGGUCUGUACGGAUAAGUAUAAGUAAAUAUAACCAGACCGAUAUUUGUAUUGGUUGAUAUCGGAAUUGGAAAUUUAGUUUUUGGACAAUAUCGCAUUUUGGUCAAAAAGUUAAUAUCGGACAUCCCUAACAAAUCCCUAUAGACACAGGUGUACAGACAAAUAGUUUUAUUUUAAUCGUACGUUUUGUUGCCUUAGAUUUUCUAAAACGUUUGACGCCACAGUUCAAAUUAACUUAAACAAACGUGUGUUUUACAGUCAGUCGUUACAAACUGGAGUUUUAGAAAAGUCUGUCUCACCUUCUCGGUCUCUCUCGCUGCAGUCGUUCUCUCUUCAUGGGGCAGUGGUGGCUCGGUGGUUAAGGGAGCGGACUUGGGUUCGAGUCCACUCGCUGCCAAGUUACCACUGAGGUGCUGCCCCCUGCUGAUGGGUUAAAAGUCUCCACUUUAAACCAACUGACUUUUCUGUAGGUUAAGUUUUUUUGCGUUAUAGAGGUUCAAAGAAAAACGAAAGAGACCAAAUAUUUUUUUUUAGAUAGAUUGUAAUUUAAAGAUCAUUUAAAGUCACAUCACAGGGCAGCUUUACAAUAGUAGCAGGUCGUAAAUGUAACGCGUUUUUAAUUAAUGUUAAAUGUGGGAAUAAACAUCUGUGCUUUUUUUUUUAGAGGUCAAGUUCAGCUCUCUUUCAGUCUCUGAGUUAAGACUGAAAGAGAGCGAGCUGAGGUCCAGUCUCAGAGAAUGACUGUACAGGUAAAA
Messenger RNA from Cynoglossus semilaevis (tongue sole), 3253 nucleotides. RefSeq names its product RAS and EF-hand domain containing 2 (gene rasef2). Gene Ontology annotation, molecular function: GTP binding; GTPase activity. Lineage: Eukaryota; Metazoa; Chordata; Actinopteri; Pleuronectiformes; Cynoglossidae. The record is from RefSeq and is a predicted model, not a curated record. The transcript has 16 exons. Bases 508 to 2238 code for a protein of 576 amino acids.